This is a messenger RNA of Erigeron canadensis, 1826 nucleotides long. Its product is annotated as cytochrome P450 81Q32-like. The transcript has 2 exons. Bases 151 to 1647 code for a protein of 498 amino acids. The record is from RefSeq and is a predicted model, not a curated record. Gene Ontology annotation, molecular function: oxidoreductase activity, acting on paired donors, with incorporation or reduction of molecular oxygen; heme binding; iron ion binding. Lineage: Eukaryota; Viridiplantae; Streptophyta; Magnoliopsida; Asterales; Asteraceae.
UAAGAAUAUACUAUACUAUAUUGUAGUCUGUACUAUACUUAAAAGGAUUGUCACCCAUCCAUAAUUUAUCAACCCACUACCUAUACUAGUACUUCUUCUACCACCAUCUUCAAUUAUCAAUUCACCCGGCCACCAUCUUCAACCCAUCAAAUGGAUCCUUUAUUUAUUACUAUAGCAGUGGUUAUAGCUACACUAAUUUUCGUCACUAAAAAUUACCUCAGUCGCAAGAACCUUCCACCGACUAUAUUCCCAACCCUCCCCAUAAUUGGCCACCUUAAACUCUUGGAGCAACCCCUCUACAGAGGCUUAGCCAAAUUAUCAGCUAAACAUGGCCCGAUCCUUCUCCUUCGUUUCGGGUCACGCCCGGUCCUCUUACUCGCCGACCCUAUAGCGACCGAAGAAUGUUUCACAAAAAACGACAUCAUUUUCGCCAACCGCCCGCGUUUAAUCUUCGGCAAGAUUCUCGGAGAUAAUUACACCAACAUGGCGUGGUCUCCUUAUGGCGAACACUGGCUCAAUUUACGAAAACUUUCUAGUACCGAGAUUCUAUCCUCUCACAGGAUAAAUGAUUUUUAUAGCAUACGUGCGGAUGAAGGAAGACUUAUGGUACAAGGUAUUGUGUCCGAGUGUUCUUCUUCGCACGUGGACUUAAAGUCGGUAUUCAACGACUAUACAACGAAUAUUAUGAUGAUGAUGAUAUCCGGGAAAAGGUUUACUGGGGUUGAUAUAGAGUUGGGCAAACGGUUUCAAGAGAUCGUUAAGGAGACGUUUUUGUUAGGGAAAUCGUCGAAUUUAGGAGAUCAUUUGCCUUUCUUGAGAUGGUUUGGGUUGACUAAAGAUUUCGAGAAAAGGAUGGUGUCAUGUGUCGCGAAAAGAGAUUCGUUUUUUCAUGAUUUGAUUGAUCAAGUUAGAGAAGGGAAAGGGGUUUUAAUUGACAAGAAUAUUACCAUGAUUGGCGUCAUGUUGAAGCUACAAGAAAAGGAUCCUCAGUAUUAUACCGAUGAUCUUAUUUCAGCCGUUUUAUUGAAUAUCAUAGCGGCUGGUAUUGAAACUUCUGCUUCAACUAUGGAAUGGGCCUUAGCGUUAAUGCUUAACAACCCACAUGUUCUGAAGAAAGCCCAAAAUGAAAUCGACAAUAUUGUGGGCACUGACCGUCUUGUUGAAGAAUCAGACUUAAGUAAGUUACCUUACCUUGGUUGUAUCAUGAACGAGACGAUGCGAUUGUACCCUACAGUCCCAACACUAUUACCUCACGAGAAUUCGGAGGAGUGUGAAGUCAAAGGCUAUCACAUCCCAAAGGGGACUAUGCUAAUAGUCGAUCAAUGGGCGGUUCAUCAUGACCCGAAGUGGUGGAGUGACCCAGAAAGUUUUAAACCCGAAAGGUUUGAAGGGCCAGAAAGCAUAACACCUAAGCUUAAGUUCAUGCCAUUUGGGUUCGGAAAUAGGAUGUGUCCAGGAAGUGGAUUGGCUCCCCCUAUGAUUGGGCUGGCGUUAGGUUUGGUUAUACAAUGUUUUGAUUGGGAAAGGAUUAGUGACGACUUGGUUGAUAUGACGGAAGGUUCUGGGCUCAUAAUGCAUAAACAUCAGCCUUUGCUAGCCAAGUGUACACCACGUUCAAUGACGCAGAAAUUAAUCUCUCAGGCUUGAUCAAGACCUAGAGUUAUGGUUUAAGGGCUUUAAUUAAUCAUGUAAAACCAGAGUGCAGAUUGGUUUGGCAUAUGUAAACAAAAAUAAGUGAACUGCCUUUUUGUUGCUUUUGUAUGUCUUUUUACAUAUAUUGUGAAUGUGAAGUUUUUAUAUAAAACUCUCCUUGUGUGUGUUUGUUA